CAUCCUCCGUAACGCGUCUUAUUGUCAGCAUCCGACAACGUCAUCAACAACACACAGUUUUCAGUAACAUCACUUCUUCAUCAACAUCAUGACUGGACGCGGCAAGGGUGGCAAGGGCCUCGGCAAGGGCGGCGCCAAGCGUCACCGCAAGAUUUUGAAGGACAACAUCCAGGGCAUCACCAAGCCUGCCAUCCGUCGUCUCGCACGUCGUGGUGGUGUCAAGCGUAUUUCAGCCAUGAUCUACGAGGAGACCCGCGGUGUUCUCAAGACCUUCCUCGAGGGCGUCAUCCGUGAUGCCGUCACCUACACUGAGCACGCCAAGCGCAAGACCGUGACCUCGCUAGACGUUGUCUACGCCCUCAAGCGCCAGGGCCGUACCCUCUACGGUUUCGGUGGUUAAACACGUUACCAAGCCAUCUUUUGCUUUUACUGGGCGUUUGGGAAGGAAGGCUACUAGGCGGACGGACAGAUCGGGCGUUAGAUGGGAUACCAAUGAUGAUUUGUUGAACAAUAA
Emericellopsis atlantica is the source of this 514-nucleotide messenger RNA. RefSeq names its product histone-fold-containing protein. The transcript has 3 exons. Gene Ontology annotation, biological process: nucleosome assembly. The record is from RefSeq and is a predicted model, not a curated record. Gene Ontology annotation, molecular function: DNA binding; structural constituent of chromatin; protein heterodimerization activity. Lineage: Eukaryota; Fungi; Ascomycota; Sordariomycetes; Hypocreales; Bionectriaceae. Bases 89 to 400 code for a protein of 103 amino acids. Gene Ontology annotation, cellular component: nucleosome.